AUGAACUGCGCUUCCCAGCCCUUCUUCACUGGUGCCCAUGGAGGACCCCCAACAUAUGAGAUGCUCAAGGAGGAGCACGAGGUGGCCGUGCUGGGGGCUCCCCAGACCUCAGCCCCCGUGGCCACCACGGUGAUCAACAUCCGAAGCGAGACCUCCGUGCCCGACCACGUCGUCUGGUCCCUGUUCAACACCCUCUUCAUGAACUGGUGCUGCCUGGGCUUCGUGGCUUUCGCCUACUCCGUGAAGGCGAGGGACCGGAAGAUGGUGGGAGACAUCAUUGGGGCCCAGAGCUAUGCCUCCACCGCCAAGUGCCUGAACAUCUGGGCUCUGGUCCUGGGCCUCCUUCUGAUCAUUGCGUUCAUCAUCGUUUGCACCACUGGCUCUCUGGUAAUUUUCCAAGCAGUUCUGCAGCUCAUAAAGGAUUACAGAGGCUACUAG
Messenger RNA from Sus scrofa (pig), 438 nucleotides. RefSeq names its product interferon induced transmembrane protein 3 (gene IFITM3). Gene Ontology annotation, cellular component: plasma membrane. Gene Ontology annotation, biological process: negative regulation of viral genome replication; response to type II interferon; type I interferon-mediated signaling pathway. The record is from RefSeq and is marked validated. NCBI's taxonomy places the organism in Eukaryota, Metazoa, Chordata, Mammalia, Artiodactyla, Suidae.